Calliphora vicina (urban bluebottle blowfly) is the source of this 771-nucleotide messenger RNA. RefSeq names its product heat shock protein 23-like. Gene Ontology annotation, cellular component: cytoplasm; nucleus. The coding region runs from base 120 to 623 and encodes 167 amino acids. The transcript has a single exon. Gene Ontology annotation, biological process: protein refolding; response to heat. The record is from RefSeq and is a predicted model, not a curated record. NCBI's taxonomy places the organism in Eukaryota, Metazoa, Arthropoda, Insecta, Diptera, Calliphoridae.
ACCAAAACACAAAUCAAAUUCUACAGCAAUUAGCGAAUAAACGUAAACAAAUAAUUGCGUAUAGAAAGAAAACUUUUCUAACAACACAGUGAACAAAUUCUAACAACAAAUAAUCGAAGAUGCGCACUCUACCAAUUCUAUGGCGUAUGGCAGAAGAUUUAAGACGCUUGGCUAUGCCAUCUUCACCGUUCUUUGAAUAUCCCUUUGCCAGCACCUAUCGCCUGGCUCCCUGGAAUCAAUUGAAUCGUUUGAUGCAAGAGGACUUGGCUAAAAUCAACAAAGAUGGAUAUCAAGUCACCAUGAAUGUAUCCGAGUUUAAGCCAGAAGAACUUACAGUCAAAGUUGUAGACAACCAGGUGAUUGUGGAAGGUAAAUCGGAACAGCAGCACGAUGAUAGUGGUUACAUUUCUCGUCACUUUGUUCGUCGCCUGGCUGUGCCAAAUGGCUUUGAGGCGAACAAUGCAAUUUCUACACUAUCAUCGGAUGGCGUCUUAACUGUUAGUGUUCCUAAGCCACAAAUUGAAGAAAAGGCCCGUGAGAUACCCAUACAACGUGUGGAGACUCCAUCAAUUAAAUCCAAAGAAUCAGCUGAAGAAGGUGCCAGUAAAAAGGAAAAUAAUUAGGAGAUGCAAACGAGUUAAUAAGGAGAAUUCGGACUGAUGUUUAUAAUGCGAUUGUUAAAAUAGUUUUAAUAAAUUUUAAAAAAUUAUAAUUGUUAAUAAAAUUUAAAAAAAAAGUAGUAUUUUAGUAAUAAAAAAUUUCGAACACAAA